AUAAUAAAAAUAAAAGGUAGAAAACUGAAAUAAACAAUUCUUUUGUUCAUCACUUUGCUGGCGGCGAUCUUCUCUCUGCUUCCGUUACCGUUUUAUUCUCUCUCUCUGUCUCUCGAUCGAUCGAUCUUCCAAUCACUCUCAGCGUUUCUCACUCCGGUUUUAAAGUUGCCGCGGAAUCAUGCUCGGUGUCAUAAGGCGGAGGGUUGCUUCUAGCAGCCCAUAUCCCAUGCUUUUAAGCCAGUCAGCGCGGAAAUUCCGCUCUGGCUCCUCAGCUCCUGCCAGAGUUUCCUCCAUUGUUGAAAAGGAGGUUUCAUUUCAUUCAGGACAUUAUGGGAAUGUCCGGAACUUCUCUCACAUGACACCUGGGUGCUGGGUCAAUGUAAAACCUAUGAGGGAGGUUUUUUGUCAAGAGGCUACCAUGCAAACAUGGAGGCGUCCAUUUUUUGAAUCUAUUGCUGAUGGAACCCUGGCAAAAUUCUUGAAGAGGCCUGGUGACAGGGUUGCUGUUGAUGAACCAAUAGCUCAAAUUGAAACAGAUAAGGUGACAAUUGACGUUUCUAGUCCGGAGUCAGGUGUGAUUGUGAAGCUUCUAGCCAAUGAAGGAGAUACAGUUGAGCCAGGUAACAAGAUAGCAAUUAUUUCAAGGUCUGCCGAUGCUACUACUCAUGUUGCUCCAUCCGAGACUACAUCUGAGAAAGCUGCUCCUCAGCCAACCCAAAAGACCAGUGAGGAGAAGAAAGCGCCUAAAGCUGAACCAGCACCUGCUAAAGAGAAACCCAAAGCACCCCCUGCUCCAGCGAGGCCUGCUGGUGCACAAAGUUCUCCUACUGAGCCACAGCUUCCCCCUAAGGAAAGGGAAAGACGAGUUCCUAUGACAAGGCUUCGUAAACGUGUUGCUACCCGUUUGAAAGAUUCCCAAAACACAUUUGCCAUGUUGACAACAUUCAAUGAAGUUGAUAUGACUAACUUGAUGAAACUCCGUGCUGACUACAAGGAUGCUUUUGUCGAAAAGCAUGGAGUCAAGUUGGGACUUAUGUCCGGGUUUGUCAAAGCUGCUGUCAAUGCUCUCCAACAUCAGCCAAUUGUAAAUGCAGUCAUUGAUGGGGAUGAUAUCAUAUACAGAGAUUACAUAGAUAUCAGCAUAGCUGUUGGUACACCAAAGGGUCUUGUUGUGCCAGUUAUCCGCAAUUGUGAUACGAUGAACUUUGCGGAUAUAGAGAAGCAGAUCAAUGCUUUUGCAAAGAAGGCAAAUGAUGGAACUCUAUCAAUUGAUGAGAUGGCUGGAGGCACACUCACAAUAUCUAAUGGUGGUGUUUAUGGAAGCCUCUUGAGUACCCCUAUCAUUAACCCUCCUCAGUCUGCAAUCUUGGGCAUGCAUUCCAUAGUGAGCCGUCCUAUGGUGGUUGGAGGAAAUGUUGUCCCAAGGCCUAUGAUGUACAUUGCUCUAACAUACGACCAUAGAAUUAUUGAUGGAAGAGAGGCAGUGUUCUUCUUGCGACGCAUCAAGGAUAUCGUGGAGGAUCCUCGCAGGCUUCUGCUCGACAUAUAAAAUUGCGUCUCAAACUCGUCGGAGUAAAAUUAAAUACAUUUAAAAAAAUGCAAACACCAUAAUAUUUACCCUCAUGUUUGUGCGGCUGCCCAUAAUUUAUCAUUUGUAUUGAGAAAACUCCUUAGGAAUAUGUCCCAGAUUCUCUCUGAUGCUCAUUCAUCAGGUUUGUGUUCUUUCUUCCCUCUAUUCCUCUCAUUCAAUGAGAAGAGGAUCAUAGCUUUUGUCUCAUUAUAUAAAACCACCAUGAACUAAUUGUACGGGUUAUCCCUAGUUAAUAAUGUGAUUUUGCUACAAUCAUUUUUCACUUCA
Arachis ipaensis is the source of this 1858-nucleotide messenger RNA. The record is from RefSeq and is a predicted model, not a curated record. NCBI's taxonomy places the organism in Eukaryota, Viridiplantae, Streptophyta, Magnoliopsida, Fabales, Fabaceae.